Messenger RNA from Cladophialophora yegresii CBS 114405, 801 nucleotides. RefSeq lists its product as uncharacterized. The transcript has a single exon. Bases 1 to 801 code for a protein of 266 amino acids. NCBI's taxonomy places the organism in Eukaryota, Fungi, Ascomycota, Eurotiomycetes, Chaetothyriales, Herpotrichiellaceae. The record is from RefSeq and is a predicted model, not a curated record.
AUGGACGACGACGAGGAAGAUGAAGAGAGCGGGACAGAAGAGGACGCGGAGGAAAACUUCCAUGUGGGCGAUAAGCGUGGCAGGGUCAAUGAUGAGGAUGAUGGGGAGGAUGAGAAAGAUGAUGGGCCUGUCAAGCGGCAUCGUGCGUCUGGUACCGCAGAGCGCUUCUCACAAAACAGAGAAGGCGAAGAGUACCAGAGCCAUGCAGAGGCCGAGCAGGAAUAUCGGUAUGGAAAUGCUGAGGGAUACGGACAAGAAGUACCAAGACAUGCGACAGAUCGCUACGAUGCAGCGGACGUCCAUAAGGACAAAAGUGUCGACAACAGCCAGGGGGAUAUUGCAUACCAAGUCGUUGACGACAACGAAGAUUGGGAGAGCCCAGCCGACCUGAGCGACGAGGAAUACGACGAAGAAGACGACGAAGAGGAGGUCGAUCCAUACAGCACGCAGAAGGACUUCGAGUCACAAGAGCGCGAUGGUCUCCCGUGCUUGCCUCGACUGUUCCACGCCUUGGAUCGACUGUCAAGUCGAGGGCCGUCCCCGCCGGAGAUUACGCGACCUCGACGGGUUCUUGUCCACCGCCAUGAAACCUUCCACUUCAACUCUGUGGCCGACAAUCCUUUCUGGUGCGACUCUCCAGAAGGGCGGGCCUGGUUGAACACUCAAUGGCCCACCUUCAGAUACGAGCACGGGUGGGCCUUGAUCGAUAAUUGCCAUGAGAUCGUCGACGAGUACGUCGAAUAUCAGACACAGCAACAAGCGAACCAAGAGAGCAGAGCAGAUGAGCAGCGGAAUCCCUAA